This is a messenger RNA of Macrosteles quadrilineatus (aster leafhopper), 571 nucleotides long. RefSeq lists its product as uncharacterized. The record is from RefSeq and is a predicted model, not a curated record. NCBI's taxonomy places the organism in Eukaryota, Metazoa, Arthropoda, Insecta, Hemiptera, Cicadellidae. Bases 35 to 571 code for a protein of 178 amino acids. The transcript has 4 exons.
AGUUGGAAUAGGUUCAGAGCAACUUCGAACUGCCAUGUCUUCCCUGCCUUUGAGUGUUCUUCUGCUGAUUGCGGUCCAAGUAUGGAUUAGCAGUGCCAUCACUAUCACUAGUUUUUUAACGGUACUGCAGUUAGAUGCAGAUCCCGAAAAUAAGUUUGGUACGACUACACAAUCUUGGGUCCUGGCAUGCCACGAAACAGGUCGAGGAAAUAUUGGGAGAUUAACCACUCGGGCCUGGCCGAUUCUGCAGGUGUUUAUGGUCUUUGACAAGAAGUGCUCAGUGGAAGAGCUCAACGGAUAUCUGGCUUUGGACGAGCAAACCCUAAAGAUGAGAUAUAUUGUAAACGGGAUCGUCAUGGAGAUUUCUCUCUCACAACCACCGACUAACCCCAAUAGCGGUACGAGGGUGGAAGGUAUCAGGCACCUACCAGCAAACGAGUGGAGACUACUCAAGAAAGAAGAAACUGAAAACAAAUUUGUAGGACAAAGAGGUCCAAUUCGAAGAGGGUCCGCUUCUGGGAGGAAUACUAGGAGUAGAGGAGGAUACCCCUACUCUCGUUCCCAAGCUUAA